UUUUUUUUCCUCCAAAGAAAAUUCUCACCUACUUUUUUCUUUUCUCUUUUUAACGUCAUGGUCGCAAUUUAUGGUACUCUAGUUCAUACACCUGUCAAAGGAAAAGUGGAUAUACUAUUGAACACGCUUAUUAUCACUGACGAGCAUACUGGUAUUAUUACUCAACUGCAAUCGAACUUACCUAGAACCGAAAUUCCUACGUUUUUGAAAGAACAACAUCUACCUGAAGAUACCAAUAUACGCUACCUCUCUCCUUUCCAAUUCAUCUUACCAGGUUUUAUUGAUACUCACAUUCAUGCUCCACAAUACCCCUUUACUGGAACCUGCACCGAUUUACCACUCACUGAAUGGUUGAACAAAUAUACCUUUCCUUGUGAAAAAAGAUACCAAGAUACUGACUGGGCUAAAUCCAUUUAUCAAGUACUGGUGCGUCGUCUUUUACGAAAUGGAACUACAACAGCUGUUUACUUUGCUUCUAUUCAUUUAGAAGCAACAAAAAUUUUAGCUGAUACAACAUUAACCAUGGGUCAACGGGCUUUGGUUGGACUAGUAUCUAUGGACCGAAAUGCACCAGAUGAUUAUAUUGAUACGACAGAAACAGCUAUUCAUAAAGCAGAAACAUUUAUCCAGUAUUGUAAAGAACGAGAUUCUCGUCAAAUUUUGACACCUGUGGUAACACCUCGCUUUAUACCUACUUGCACCAUUCCUUUACUUGAAGGACUCGGACAACUCGCCAAGAAAUACAAUGUACCUGUACAAUCUCAUAUCUCGGAAUCAUUGGAUGAAGUAGCUUUUGUACGUCAUCUCCAUCCUGAUGUGGAAAGCGAUACGACUUUAUUUGAUGCCUGUGGCUUACUUACUGAACGAUCGAUCAUGGCUCAUGGGGUACAUUUAUCUGACAAAGACGUACAAGUGAUGGUAGAACGUGGCUCUGGUGUAGCUGUAUGUCCUCUCUCCAAUGCUUACUUUGCAAAUGGUGUCUUCCCGGUUAAACGACAUCCUUCGAACCUAAAGAUGGGAUUAGGCACAGAUGUGGCAGGUGGUUACAGUCCUUCGAUGUUGAAUAGUAUGCGACAAGCAGUGAUUUCAUCCUCUUUUUGGCAAGAUGAACAACGUCAGGUGGAUUGGAAAACGGCUCUUUACAUGGCAACAAUAGGUGGUGCAGAAUUGAUUGGACUUUCUCAUAUUAUUGGUUCUUUCAUGAUAUCAAAACAAUUAGAUGCUUUAGUGAUCGACUUGAAAACGGACAACUCUCCUUUGGAUCUUCUUUGGGAUGAACCUAUAGAAUUAUUAGUAGAAAAAUUUAUCAAUUUAGGUGAUGAUCGAUGUAUCAUUGAUGUUUUAGUUGGUGGGAAUUAUGUUACCCCUUGAUUUUUUUGAUAUUCAAUAAAUUUGUCUUUUUUUUUUUCAUGUGGGAUUGAAAUCAACCAAUCACACUAUCUGAUCGAAUCUUUUUCCAAC
Molecule: messenger RNA, 1461 nt
Organism: Halteromyces radiatus
Lineage: Eukaryota; Fungi; Mucoromycota; Mucoromycetes; Mucorales; Cunninghamellaceae
Exons: 4
Coding region: 58-1371 (437 amino acids)
Biological process (GO): guanine catabolic process
Cellular component (GO): cytosol
Molecular function (GO): zinc ion binding; guanine deaminase activity
Source: RefSeq, a predicted model, not a curated record